Molecule: messenger RNA, 1008 nt
Organism: Zea mays
Lineage: Eukaryota; Viridiplantae; Streptophyta; Magnoliopsida; Poales; Poaceae
Exons: 4
Coding region: 400-822 (140 amino acids)
Biological process (GO): response to far red light; response to red light; positive regulation of transcription by RNA polymerase II
Cellular component (GO): nucleus
Molecular function (GO): DNA-binding transcription factor activity, RNA polymerase II-specific
Source: RefSeq, a predicted model, not a curated record
GUCCAACCAAAUACAAUACAAGCAAGCGACCAGGAGGGACAGGAAGGAUCGCAGCGGAGGAGAUAGCUAGGGAAGGGCAAAUCUGCAGGGCCUGAGAGGGUGAGGUAGAGCGCGCCAGCCAGAAUGCAGGAGCAGGCGGCGAGCUCGCGGCCUUCCAGCAGCGAGAGGUCGUCCAGCUCCGGGCACCACGUGGACAUGGAGGUCAAGGAAGAACUUCGUUGUUCCAAGUUCCAACGCUUCCGAUAGGUUCUCGUUUGCUUUUGUCGUGCAACUGAACUGCUGCAAGACUUGUCAAGCAAGUCUACUCGAGUUCGAGUCUCGAGCUCUCUCUCCAAGAUCUUGACUCGUUUAUUUGGUGAACUGAUCCAGCCACACCUGUGGUGUGAUUGAGUUGCAGGGAUGGAGAGCGACGAUGAGAUAAGGAGAGUGCCGGAGCUGGGCCUGGAGUUGCCGGGAGCCUCCACGUCGGGCAGGGAGGCUGGCCCUGGCGCUGCGGGCGCAGACCGCGCCCUUGCCCAGUCGUCCACGGCGCAGGCCAGCGCGCGCCGCCGCGUCCGCAGCCACGCCGACAAGGAGCACAAGCGCCUCAAAAGGUUACUGAGGAACAGGGUGUCAGCUCAACAGGCUAGAGAGAGGAAGAAGGCUUAUUUAACUGAUCUGGAGGUGAAGGUGAGAGAUCUGGAGAAGAAGAACUCGGAGAUGGAAGAGAGGCUCUCCACCCUCCAGAACGAGAACCAGAUGCUCCGACAGAUACUGAAGAACACCGCUGUAAACAGAAGAGGUUCAGGAAGCACUGCUAGUGGAGAGGGCCACGGCCAAUAGCACUGAAUGACGGAAAAAUAGUAAUGAAUCAUGAUAAAUAUAUGUUUAUAUGGAGUGGAUUUGGUGAGCUUGCUUUGUGGCCAAAGGAGGGAACCCCAAAAACUGGGGUCAGACAGCCAAGUGCCGACGGUUCAGGGAAAAAGAACUUAUGGAAUUAAUGCAUUUGAUUUUAACAUGGUUUACAUA